Messenger RNA from Anthostomella pinea, 744 nucleotides. The record is from the annotation of a GenBank genome assembly. NCBI's taxonomy places the organism in Eukaryota, Fungi, Ascomycota, Sordariomycetes, Xylariales, Xylariaceae.
AUGUUGCGUCGACUCUGGGCCGGGUCCCGCGUCCCAGCCCGCAGCCUCUCAUCCAACAUCGGCAGACAGCUACACUCACCACCAACUGGCCGCUCUCGAAUAUCCCAGCAUGAAAUCCCACGCCAUGGCCCCAGAACACACACAAACCACCGACCAUCAAAACUGCUCCAAGCCGGUAUCUACGGCUCCAUAUACACAUCCAUAGGCUUCCUGGUGCUCAACGAGGCGCUGGACUGGCCGACGCGGAAAGCCAUCGGCGUCGAAACCGUGCAAUCCAUCACGCUCGAGGAGGACGAAGAGAUCAAGUGCGCGCGGUUCUGGGAGACGGGCCAGUCGCUCUUCGAGGCGUACACCGGCUGCGAAGAAGUCGAGCACCACGGCCCGGUGCGUCUGCUGGGGGACCCGGACCAGGGAUGGCUGCACGACGACGUGCUGCAGACGCGGACGAUGACGGCGCCGGACCCUGAGAAACCCGGCGGCACUAUCUUCCUGUUCCUGGGUGUGCUGCUGGAUCCCGAGGAUGUGUACAUCACUGAGUACGGGAAUCGGCUGACUGAUGCUACGGAGGCGAUAUUACCCGCGCUGGAGGAAUUUGCAAGGGAGCGGAAGGUGGGGCGGGGGGUGUUUGUGCUUCUGGAGAAUGGUGGGGAGGGGAACUGGAAGAGUGUUUACUUUGAUGGGACGAGGUGGAUUAAUGUCGUGUAUUUGGAGUGGCAGACGGCGGAGUCGCUGGGAUUGUAUUGA